Molecule: messenger RNA, 2336 nt
Organism: Culicoides brevitarsis
Lineage: Eukaryota; Metazoa; Arthropoda; Insecta; Diptera; Ceratopogonidae
Exons: 4
Coding region: 13-1965 (650 amino acids)
Cellular component (GO): cytoplasmic vesicle membrane
Source: RefSeq, a predicted model, not a curated record
AAAAAAAAUAUAAUGCUACCAACUGUUAAUACGAUUCCAGCAGCUUUGCAUGAGCCAUUGAUGGAAAACACGUAUACUACUGUACAAGCAAGGUAUUGUGAAGGAGGACACAAAUGCAUCCCACCCAAGGAAUGUUGUACCCAAGGUUGCUGUUAUCAACUCUCGCCUAUUGUUCAGCGGCCAACACCACCAACAACAGAUCAUGUUUUAAAUUUAUUUUUCAUUAAUCAUUGGUAUUUUUGGUGCUUCGUCCUAGCGAUUGUUUUAGCACUGCUAUGCUUGUGUUCACUAUGGAAAAAACGGCGUCAAUUAUGCGGAUGGGGAAACUCUCGGCCAAACUAUCAAUCAGAGGGCGACUCGACAGGUUCCUGCUAUGCACCACCACAAUACAGUCGAUGUAAUUCAUUUCACCACGCUCCUCCGCCACCAUAUAUGGAGGUAACGUCGAAACCAGACUUAUAUCCACUUGUAUUCAGCUAUACUGGUGGGGAUAAAGGAGGAACCAACUACCUAAUGGUGCAGUAUUUCCGGAACUACAUUGUACGUCCUGUGGGCUCUUUAUCAGCAGCUUCUACCGUUGAUAGUCUCAGUUCUAGUUUUAUACGUAGCGUAAAUGAAGCAAACACUCUAGUGCCUCCACCGUAUAGUAGAGCCACGAGUCCGGACCUAUCAUUUUCUUUGCACAAUUAUGCCAUGCAGCGCUCAACAUCCCAACAAGCGUGCUCUAUGAUACUGAAUGAUAACGGCCAAGUAGGAAACAGCACUGUUAUUUAUCGACCGUGCUCAGUGCCUGACUCGCAACUACAAUCUGCUGUACGACUUACUUCUACUGUACCGGGACAAAUCUCUGAGUCAGAUAGUAUGGAUUUCAAUAAUUGCCCAAUCAGUAUUUAUUCAAACAAUUCUAACUCUGUACAUAAUACUUUAAGUCAAAAUGAUGUUGAUGGAAACGGUGAUGAGAUGGACGAAGGAAUUGUAAAUAACCUGGCUGGUGAUACUUUAGAUAUUGUAGUCAAUAGUGGGCAUAGUACAAGUAUUUGUAAUAAUAAUCAAAGAGAUGACAGCCUAAACAACGGAUCAAUGGCCAACAUAGAUUGCAUUGAAGAGGACGAAAUUCUCGAUGAGAAUGGAUCUGAAGAUUACGAGUUGUUGUUGCAGCACAAUCUCAAUCACUACCGUAAUAUUAUGAAAGUACAACAUAUUCAAAAGGAUCAACAAUUACUUAGUUUCGAAAGCAAAGAGAGUCAAAUUAAUGAUUAUCCUAAAGUUCAUCGUAAUUAUUCAAAUACGGAUUCCUCUGUUUCAAGUCUGGCAAAUUUAGGUAGUCCCGCAUCGCCUCCCAGGCCAACUAGUCCAACUUUUGAAGUCCGUGAAAUUUUAGAGCAAAUCCGACAAAUACAAUCGGAAGCUGAUAACGCAUUUUUUGAUACUUUGACUGAAGGAGAGAUGGCAUUAUCUUUUGCUGCUCCUGGCAAUAAAUUACCAAUUAACAACACAUCUAGCAGUACAUUUACACUGAGUAAUAUAAGACUACAAAAUAGCACGAUAACGCCUAAUACUAGUAAUUGUAGCACAAAACGAAAAAUGUACCAUGUUCAAAAUCAAAACUCGACGACAAAAACGAAACGUGAUUUAUAUUUGCCAAUUUCCAAAAAUUCACACCAAAGUUGCAUAGUUGAUACUUACAGUAGUAGUAGUAGAAGUAGCAAUAACCAUUAUCAACCACAAAAUAAUUUUAAUCAAAAUACUAGCAAAAAGCUACUGCGCAACUCCAUGACAUCGAAUUGUAUUUUAAGUCGUGGUAGAUUAGGUACUAGAGGAUGGAUUAGUAAGUCGGCACCCACAACGCCAGCUGGUGCCUGUACUCUACCUAUUCCAUUUGGCGGUAUUAAUGACAGUAGUCCGUUAUUGGACGAACAAGAUGAAGAGGAAGAGCACGAUGACGAUGGGGAACAAAAUUUUUAAAAAGAAUCAAAACAUCCAUUUUACAACAAAAACAUUUUUAAUACAACAAAAGGUUCUGCUAAAAAAUCAUAUGUUUUAUUUAAAACAACUCUAACUAGGUAUAAACUUUUUAAUGCCCCUCCCGAAAAUCUUAUGAUACUUUCGAGCUCUUUUGAAAUACUAUUUAAUAAUAUUACCUAGAAUAACAAUAGUAAAUGCACCAAAUAUACUAAAUAAAUUAUAUUCUUUGAAGUAGCUAGUAUAAAGUUAUAAAAAUGGUGCAAGUCCAUAUAAUGUAAAAUACAUAUUCAUAAUUAAUGCAAAUAACAAUAUUUACUUUCAUAAAUAGAUACAAUGACGAAAUACAUUUUUAUUGUCCUUAUUUCCUUACU